Messenger RNA from Bipolaris sorokiniana ND90Pr, 1081 nucleotides. RefSeq lists its product as uncharacterized. NCBI's taxonomy places the organism in Eukaryota, Fungi, Ascomycota, Dothideomycetes, Pleosporales, Pleosporaceae. The transcript has a single exon. The record is from RefSeq and is a predicted model, not a curated record. The coding region runs from base 198 to 749 and encodes 183 amino acids.
UCUCAGGUCAGGGGGCCUCAUGGAGCCGAGUUCGUCAAGCAACCACAAGGCCCUCUACUAGUAAGUAUCUAGAACAGCUUUACCAGAGUCUUCAAUGUAUAAAGGGCAUCUGCUACGCUGCUUGAAUUCUACCACAGCUCUCAGCUACACAAACAACCAUCAUCAAAACGGUAUCUUCUACUUUCAACAUUACCAAAAUGAAGCUUCUGUCUAUUCUUCUCGGCCUCGCCGCUACCGGAGCUCUAUGCUCUCCAACCACCUCUGCAGUCGAAGCCACUGUUGAAGAUUGUGGCGAACUCGGAGUCAUGGAGUGGGACCUAGCAAGCCUACCCGAAGGCACUGACGUUUCUGCUCUCCGAAAGUGCAAGAAGCAUCCCUCUGAACUUGGAAUCGCCAGCCCUCUGUACGACCCAGCUUCAGAGACGGAAGUCACCAACUCUUCCAAGCGCGGAGAACUUCUCGAUGAGGUUGCGACGCUCGCUAAACGGGGUGUUUGCUCAAAGGGAGGACGUGGCUCGGGCUACGACUACGAUUAUGGCUGUGAUAAUGGCUGGUGCUGGAGGAACUGCGAUGGUCCUUUCGUCAAUGCUGACGUUGGUCUCAAGAAGACUUGGUGCUGGCUCGCAUACGAAAGCGGCAAUGGAGGUUGGACUCCCUGUGGCAGGUGGCAGGACUGCGAAUGGUCUUACAACAACAAGGCUGCCAAAUGUGGCAAGGGAGAUUGCAAGGCCUGUGGCUGUGGCUGCUGAUUUUGAAUCCACGAAUGAGGUGGACAUCAGCCAUUGAAAGGAUACUGAAUGGGACGAUAAGGAUUUGAGAGGGUCAGGGGAACUUCUAAUCUCUCAGAAUCUUGUAGAUUAGAUUGGCGCCAUCCUCAGCAAUGUCACAUAUUCCUAAAUUUUCUUCGCCACAGGCUCUCGAUGUAAUUUCAUUACCGUCGUCACGACCAUGGGUGAUAUCUUCACCGUCUGAAAAUCUCUUAGGUCCAUCUUCGUCAUUUACCCAAGGCUAAGGCUUUUACACCUGAUUACACUGUAGUGUUACGUUCAACAAUUGUGUAGUGAACAAAAUCGAUUGCGUC